Molecule: messenger RNA, 853 nt
Organism: Notechis scutatus (mainland tiger snake)
Lineage: Eukaryota; Metazoa; Chordata; Lepidosauria; Squamata; Elapidae
Source: RefSeq, a predicted model, not a curated record
UCUUCUUCUUCUUUUAAUCUCCCCCAGACGGCCUCCUGGGCAUGUUCUUCAAGCGCCUGUCCUCUCAGCUCAUCCUGCUCCAGGCCUGGACCACUCACCUCUGGAAGAUGUUCUACGACGCCCGGAAACCCCGGAGCCAGACGAAGAACGAGUUCAACGUCGAUAACUUAGCCCGGGAUGAGUUCAACCUGCAGAAGAUGAUUGUGAUUGCCACAGCCUCUGGAAAGCUUUUCGGCAUAGAGAGCAGCUCGGGCACCAUCCUAUGGAAGCAGUUCCUCCAGGACGUGCGUCCCGGAUCUUCCUUUAAGCUGAUGGUCCAGAGGACGACGGCGCAUUUCCCCCACCCCCCACAAUGCACCCUGCUGGUCAAGGACAAGGAGUCAGGCCUCAGCAAACUCUACGUCUUCAACCCCAUCUUCGGCAAGUGGAGCCAGGUGACUCCUCCGGGGCUGAGCCGCCCCAUCCUGCAAUCCAUCCUGCUUCCCAUCAUGGACCAGGACUACGCCAAAGUGCUGCUUCUGAUUGACGACGAGUACAAGGUGACUGUCUUUCCGGCCACCAAGAACGUCCUGCGGCAGCUGGAAGAAAUGGGCCCCUCCGUCACUUUCUAUCUGGCGGACGACAAACGGGGGAAGCUGAUGGGACGGAGGCUGAGAAGGGACCUGGCAACGGAAGAGACCUGGGACAUCACCAUCCCGCCUGAUCUGCAGCGCAUUGUGACGGUGAAAGGGAAGCGGGCCAACGAACACGUCCACUCUCAAGGCCGGGUGAUGGGCGACCGCAGCGUCCUGUACAAGGUGAGGGGGAGAAAGCAAGCUCUCUUCUCUUCUCCUCCUCCUCCUUCUCCUCCUUU